Messenger RNA from Chelonia mydas (Green sea turtle), 4465 nucleotides. RefSeq names its product BAF chromatin remodeling complex subunit BCL7B (gene BCL7B). The transcript has 6 exons. The record is from RefSeq and is a predicted model, not a curated record. Lineage: Eukaryota; Metazoa; Chordata; Testudines; Cheloniidae. The coding region runs from base 2157 to 2693 and encodes 178 amino acids.
CGUCUCGUGGGCAUCGCCGCCUGUGGCGGCCGGGACCGGUGCCUGGGCGUGGGGUCGGGGCUGGCACGGGCACGUGACGGGCAGGCGGGACCGGACCCAGGGUGGCUGCUGCCCUGGGCCCGACGCCCUGCUCUGGACCCCGCGCAGUGCGCGAGACCGGCAGUGAGAGCUUUGACCCCCCUUGGUCCGGCUGCCCGGAACCGUCAGGGCCUGCCCAGCUGCGGGAGUCGCGCUGGUGAACCCUAAAUCGGUUGAAGAACUAGUUCAUUCUGCUUCUGCUGCUGGCCAAAGUGCUGGGCGAUGGAAGGGGCUGCAGCCGUUUUCAGGAACGGCAGUCCCAGAACAGCUGUGCAGACACAGUAACAACCUCUCCCCAGCAGGCUGGGAUGGGGUAGCGUAGAGGUCACCCUUCUCCUGUCCUUACAGCAGCUAAGACUCUGGGGGAGAAUAGCAGAGGUUAUUACACAAGGUGGAGCUCCUGAGUAGGGAUUAGAACUGGGCAAAUAACUGUCUCGUCAGUUCACUGGCAAUUCCAAAUGUCAGAAAUGAAACAUUUUCUUCCAAUUUUAGGUAUUUUAAACUGUUUUUAAAAAAGUAUGUGGAAAAGAAGAGUCACAGAAUCUAAUUAGAGUCACCUCCCUUAUACCCGAUAGCCCAGUGAUUAGGGCAUUCAGCUGGGAUGCAAGAGACAUGGGUUCAAGUCCCUGCUUCAAAUUACGGGUUUCCCCUGAGUGUCCUGCAUCCCUAACCACCAGGCUAUGGGAUGUUCUGGGGUGGGUAUCUGUCAGUCUCUCUUGUUGAAGCUGUUCCACUGUGGCUAAAUAGAGUCAUUGGAGCAGAGGCUGGAAGAUGGGUGUGCCCUUAGGGCAGUGCCACCAGGCUAGAGCGCUACUCUCCCCUAUGCUUGUUCUGGCACAAUGACUAUUUGGGUAUUUUAUAAAAAGUGAAACUGCUUCUGCAGGAGAGCCUCUCACCCCCUCCCCCAGUACCUAAUGGCCUGAGGACAGUCCCCUGAGAUGGGGGAGGCCCUAGUUCAGGUCCUUGCUUUGGAGCCUAUGGUAAGGAUUAAAACAUAGGUCUCCCAUAUCCCAGGUGAGUGCCCUAACCACUGGGCUACUGGGUGUAAUAAGAGGGGGCAUCACCUCCUUCAUUUUGGGAAUGGUACUCAAGGCCCCAUCCCAAACUGCCUCCCACCCUCUGCAAAGUGCUGAAAGUCCCAUCCACACCUGCCAAAACCUCCAGCUUCCUCCACCUUGACAACUUUUGGAAGCAGUUAUUGUCAACACACAAAUCUGCAGCAUAUUGAAAAUGGAGGAAUACACUGAAUUUAAUAUCCAAAUAAAUAGCACAGGUUACUGCAUUAUUAUUUCAGUAGGACCCACAAUGUGUUAAGUGGUGGUCUAAUACAAAAGACCACCUCUUGCCCCAAACAGCUUACGAUAUUGAUUGUUGAACUCUUGCAAUGGUGUCAGAGAGAAAAGUCAUGAUAACUUUCAGAUAGAUGGAGGAGGCUACCCCUCAUCAAAGAUGGGAGGAGGAAUAGCUCAGUAGUUUGAGCAUUGGUCUGCUAAACCCAGGGUUGUGAGUUCAAUCUUUGAGGGGGCCAUUUAGGGAUCUGGGGCAAAAAUUGGGGAUCGGUCCCCCUUUGAGCAGGGGGUUGGACUAGAUGACCUCCUGAGGUCCCUUCCAACCCUGAUAUUCUAUGAUUCCCCUGAGCCAAUAGCUCAGCAGGCUGAUAGAUGAGUCACAUCAGUUUUAUAGCCAAUGGUUUAAUGUGGCCAGCAUCACAUCCAGGUGCCUCUGACUGCCCUAACCCACUGGAUCAGGCAUCUAUUUUGCAGUUGGCUGAACUGAAGGUAGCCUUUCAGUGUGAGAUCAAGCAAAACUUAAACCAGUGGCUGCAGUUAAAGCCCAGGGAAGUGGAAGGCCAGGGUGGCCAAGUUUUCAUGGUUUUCUUUGCAAUCCCAAGGGCCCACGGACCACUGUAAAUCAACUCCUGCUCCGAGUAGAUCCUCGGUAGAAUGUCUAACUCUCCCGUCCCCAGUCAACCACUAAUUUCCUACCCUUGUUUCAGCAAGGAGGGAUUGGGAUAGGCUUCUAAUUUCCCUCACUGCAAACCAGUUCUGCAGGCAGAGUGCAGAUUUUGACACCACUGCAUGUUGGCCCUGGUGAUGUUAAGGGAGAAGAAGUGGGUGACGGUGGGAGACACAUCCCUUCGGAUAUUCAAGUGGGUGCCUGUAGCAGACAGUAAAGAGAAAGAGAAGUCCAAAACAAGUAGCAGCACUGCCCGAGAACCCAAUGGCUUCCCAGCUGACUCAUCUGCCAACUCCUCCCUCCUCCUGGAGUUCCAGGAUGAGACCAGUAACCAGAGCUCCUUGUCGGACGUUUACCAGCUCAAGGUCGACAGCAGCCCGAACUCGAGCCCCAGCCCCCAGCAGAGCGAGUCAAUGAGUCCGGCACAUACGUCCGACUUCCGCACGGACGACUCACAGCCACCUACACUGGGGCAGGAGACCCUGGAAGAGCCCUGCCUCCCUUCCUCGGAAGUUGCAGAUGAGCCUCCCACUCUCACAAAGGAGGAGCCUGUCCCUCUCGAGACUCAGGACACUGAAGAGGAGGAUUCUGGGGCGCCGCCUCUGAAGAGAUUUUGUGCAGAUCAGAACUCUGUGUGCCACACGGCCUCGGAGAGCUAGGGACAGGCCCCUCCUGCCUGCCCCCGCCGCAGAGCCCUCCUGCUCUACCCCGGGACAGGCCUCUCCCACCAGCCCCCCGCAGAACCAGCUCGCCAUCCCCAGGGACGGGCUCCUCCCUCCAGCCCCCCGCAGAGCCGGCCUGCCCUCCCCAGGGAUGGGCCCCUUCCACCAGCCCUCCUCCCUUCCCCAAGCCAGCCUGCCCUCCCCAGGACGGGCUCCUCCUGCCAGACCCCCUCCCUCCCCUGAGCCAGCCUGCCCACCCCAGGGACAGGCCCCUCCUGCCAACCCGUGCAGAGCCGGCCUGCCCUCCCCAGGGAUGGGCCCCUUCCACCAGCCCUCCUCCCUUCCCAAGCCAUCCUACCCUCCCCAGGACGGGCCCCUCCUGCCAGACCCCCUCCCUCCCCUGAGCCAGCCUGCCCACCCCAGGUGCAGGCCCCUCCUGCCAACCCGCGCAGAGCCGGCCUGCCCUCCCCAGGGACGGGCUCCUCCCUCCAGCCCCCUGCAGAGCCCGCCUGCCUUCCCCAGGGACGGGCUCCUCCCACCAGCCCCUUGCAGAGGAACUAGUCUGUAGUCUGUCCUUCCCUCAGGGACAGGCCAGGGCACCUCGCACCAUCAGUACUUGCAAACUUGCCUCUAUUUAUUGGCUCCCUUUUCUUGCUGAUCUGUGCUGGUGUGGCAGGGGUGGGACUGGUCAUGCAGCCUGCUUGUGUGAGGGGCUGAGUCCUCUGGGUCUCCUGCUCUGCCUGGGCCCUGGGCGAGAACUGCAGCCUGACAGAUGUUGUUCCCCUGCAGGACGAUGGUAUUUAGGGUCCCGUGCCCCCAGUUGCCAGGAAUGAAAGAGCCGUUCCUGCUGCACUAAGUAGUUUCUCUUCCCCAGAGAAUUGUUUCCAUGUCCUGGAGCUUCCCCCAGUAAACAAGCCUCAUUGAUGAGCCGGGUUAGGUGAGCAUUUGGGGCAUGGGACCGCCUAGCACUGGAACUUUGACAAAGGACUUCGCCCUGCAGGGCAGGGAUCCUGAGCUGGGACAGUGUGCAAUAGCUGUUGGUUUAAGCCAUUUGUGCUGGAGGAGACAGGUGCACCCGUGCUAUGGAGGGUAGGCAGAUGAGUGAGUCAGGGCACAGCCGCCAUCCCCAGGCAUGUGCUAUGGGGCCUCUGGAUGUCUUGCCACUCUCCCCCGGCCCUGCAGGGUGGCAGUAUUCAAGGGUGCAGGCUGUAGGCACAGAGCUCUUAGUAUUGGAGGGAUGUUGCCACCAGGUCCCUGGCUGGCUCUGCGCCUGGCAUCGACCCGCGGUUCCUUAUGUGAGUGCCCAUGGGAGAGGCUGAGGCAGCAUAGGUUUUCUUCAGCUUGAGGGUGGGAAGGUCCUGCUGUGAGGCCCACUCCAAGUCUACCUCAGGGACCGGGAAGGACACAGCAGGGUCUAGGGUCUCUCCCAGAAAACCCAGGGGCCUUGGUUCUCACUCUCCCAGCACUGUCAGGGUGGCGUCAUUUCCCAGUGUACCCUUACACUGCCUGCCCUUGAUGCCUGAUCUGCACACUCUGGCACCUCUCUCACUGGCUCCCAGUCAGAGCUGCUCCCCAGGCUUGUUUACCAAGGAACUCCCAUCCCUCCUCUCCAACACCAUGGACCUGUUUCCUCUUCGUUGCGAUCUGCAUGUCAAAUUGAGUCUGUGAUUGAGCCUCUGUUGAAGCCGAAGGCGCCGGCUGUGUGUGGAAGUGGAGAGAUAUUUUAGCACUGAAUAGAAUAUUUUUAAAAUUAAACUAUUUGAAAUACA